Fomitiporia mediterranea MF3/22 is the source of this 420-nucleotide messenger RNA. Its product is annotated as UBC-like protein. The coding region runs from base 1 to 420 and encodes 139 amino acids. The record is from RefSeq and is a predicted model, not a curated record. Lineage: Eukaryota; Fungi; Basidiomycota; Agaricomycetes; Hymenochaetales; Hymenochaetaceae. The transcript has 3 exons.
AUGGAUGCAGAAAGGUCAUUGGCUAUGUCAGAAGUAGCAAUGGAAUAUUCGGCGUUGAAGUUUAGUGAUCACUGUCCGAAGGGGAUGUAUAUUAUCCCAUCUUCUGAAUCCAUUCUGGCGUGGGAUGGAGUCUUGUUCGUUCAUCAAGGAUACUAUGCGGACUCAAUAUUGAAGUUUCGCAUCCGAUUUCCGUUUACGUAUCCCGCUCGACCGCCAGCAGUCACAUUUGUUACCGACGUGUUCCACCCGUUGAUCUCACAGGAAGAUGGUACUCUCAACAUUGGGCCACGGUUUUCUCCUUGGAAACCAAAACAAGAUCAUGUGUUCCAGAUGCUACACUGGAUCAAAGUUAUCUUCAAGAAAGAAACCCUCGACAAAAUUCGGGAGAGUGAUGUCGUGAACAGAGAAGCAUUCAGGUAA